Messenger RNA from Racocetra fulgida, 194 nucleotides. NCBI's taxonomy places the organism in Eukaryota, Fungi, Glomeromycota, Glomeromycetes, Diversisporales, Gigasporaceae. The record is from the annotation of a GenBank genome assembly.
AAAAGCAAUGUCUUUUUGGAGAUAUCUUGCUAUAUUUAUAUGAUGAAGAAUUAAUGAUAGAUAACUUGAGAGUAUUUACAACCUGGCUUGCAGAUUCACUUAAUGUAAAUAAUAAUCAAUUUUUAGAUACAACAAAUAUUCUAUCUGGAAAAAUUAAUAUUGAUAAAAUAACUUUAAUUAACUAUGAUUUUUAA